Molecule: messenger RNA, 2643 nt
Organism: Mangifera indica (mango)
Lineage: Eukaryota; Viridiplantae; Streptophyta; Magnoliopsida; Sapindales; Anacardiaceae
Product: ABC transporter B family member 26, chloroplastic
Exons: 18
Coding region: 103-2193 (696 amino acids)
Biological process (GO): transmembrane transport
Cellular component (GO): membrane
Molecular function (GO): ATP hydrolysis activity; ABC-type transporter activity; ATP binding
Source: RefSeq, a predicted model, not a curated record
CCAAAGGUUGCCACUCUCCCAAUCCCUCUCUUUUGGAGCUUCCGUAAAAAAUCUGCUCAUUUUCUCUGCGUUGCUUUUCUUUAUCGGCUACCUUCUGAUUUCAUGGCUUUAUCUCUCUGUCACGCGCAACCUCGCGUGUUAUCGUCAUUUCACCACAAACAAACGUUUUCCAUUCACCACCGCUGCAGCAAUCUCCGAUUCUCUUUAAACAAAAAAUUCCUAUGUUCCCGGUGCUCCAAAUCGCGCUGGCGCCUCUCUCCUCUAAAAUCCUCUUCAAUUAACGGAUUCUCGGUAGAGAAGAGCCGUCUAGAACCAUUUAAUAGAGAAGGAAAUGUUGACUUUUACGAAAGGAUUCGAAAUUGGCUUCAUAUCAUUCAAUCAGUUCUUCCCGGAGGAAGUUGGUGGAGCUUCAGUGAUGAGGUCGAGCUUAAACUUAUGGAGAAACCGGUUACUGUGUGGCGUGCGCUUAGCAAAAUGUGGGAGUUAGUUGCUAAGGACCGUUGGGUUAUUUUUGCUGCCUUUUCUGCUCUAAUUGUCGCGGCGCUUUCGGAGAUUUCCAUACCACAUUUUUUGACGGCAUCAAUCUUCACCGCACAGAGUGGUGACAUCGCAUUCCACCGCAACGUGCGUUUGUUAAUUCUCUUAUGUGUUACUUCUGGAAUAUGCAGCGGCCUCCGCGGGUGCUGUUUUGGCAUUGCGAAUAUGAUCCUAGUGAAGCGAAUGAGAGAAACUUUAUAUUCUGCUCUUCUUUCUCAGGAUAUAUCCUUCUUUGACUCUGAAACAGUUGGUGAUUUGACUAGUAGGCUUGGGUCAGACUGUCAGCAGGUUUCACGAGUUAUUGGAAAUGAUCUCAAUCUGAUAUUACGCAAUGCUCUUCAGGGGGGAGGGGCAUUGAUCUACUUGCUUGUUUUGUCAUGGCCACUUGGUCUAUGCACAUUGGCAAUAUGCUUGACCUUAGCAGGAGUGAUGGUGAUCCAUGGCAUGUACCAGAAGAAGGCAGCAAAGUUAACACAAGACUUCACUGCUUCUGCCAAUGAAGUGGCACAAGAGACAUUUUCUUUGAUAAGAACUGUUCGUGUCUAUGGAACAGAGAAGCUGGAGCUUGGAAGGUACAAGCUGUGGCUAGAUAAAUUGGCUGGUUUAAGUUUGCGACAGAGUGCUGCAUUUGGAUUCUGGAGCCUGAGCUUCCAUAUGCUUUAUCACUCAACGCAGGUUAUUGCUGUGCUGAUUGGAGGAGUGUCUAUUCUGAAGGGUAGUUUAACUGCAGAGCAACUUACAAAGUUUAUCUUAUACAGUGAAUGGCUGAUAUAUUCUACAUGGUGGGUGGGAGAUAAUUUAUCAUCUUUGAUGCAAUCUGUUGGGGCUAGUGAAAAAGUCUUCCAAUUGAUGAAUCUCAUGCCUAGUGACCAAUUUAUAUCAAAAGGAAAAAGACUGCAAAGGCUGAUAGGACAGAUAGAUUUUGUUAAUUUAUCUUUUUGCUACACUUCCCGGGCAAUGGUGCCUGUACUGCAAAAUGUUAGCAUUUCAGUGAAUCCAAGUGAAGUGGUUGCAAUUGUUGGUCUUAGUGGUAGCGGAAAAAGCACCCUGGUGAAUCUUUUGCUCCGUCUUUAUGAACCAACUAGUGGUCAGAUUUUGAUAGAUGGCUUCCCUCUUAAGGAGCUUGAUAUCAAGUGGCUGAGGGAAAGAAUUGGAUAUGUGGGACAGGAACCAAAACUUUUCCGCAUGGACAUCAGUUCAAAUAUUAAAUAUGGAUGUACCCGAGAAAUAAAGCAGGAGGAUAUUGAGUGGGCUGCCAAGCAAGCAUAUGCACAUGAGUUCAUCUCAUUGUUGCCCAAUGGUUAUAAAACACUUGUUGAUGAUGAUUUGCUUAGUGGGGGACAGAAGCAGCGAAUCGCUAUUGCUCGAGCCAUUCUUAGGGACCCUACUAUUUUGAUCCUUGAUGAAGCCACUAGUGCAUUAGAUGCAGAGAGUGAAUACAACAUUAAGGGUGUUCUUCGUGCAAUGAGAAGUGACAAGAUGACAAAGAGAAGUGUACUAGUAAUCGCACACAGGCUUUCCACAAUACAAGCUGCUGACAGGAUAGUGGCAAUGGAUGGUGGCCACAUUGUUGAGACGGGCACUCACGCGGAGCUUCUCUGUAAAGAAGGCCUGUAUGCACGGCUGACCAGAAGACAAGCUGAUGCAGUGGCUUGAUUGUGUCAUAAUAUGUCAGGCAUUGGCAGUAUAAUUUCAACUCAUUUUUGAGGAGAUAAAGGUUGAAGCUAUUUAUUUAUUUAUUAUUAUUUUACAGCUGAUCCAUGUGUUUUAUACCAAACAACACAACGGAUAAAGGAAUUAUACAAUGAAGCUGUAAUGCUAUCUGAUACUCCAUGAUACACGAGGACAAUAUAAAUGGAGUGCAACACAUAACAAAAAUUCAUUUGUUGUAAUUACAAGGGUGUAACUGUAGAAAAACAAAUGUAAAAUUAUGAUUAUUCGAGAAGGUGGGGACAUCAACCAUGUUGCUCCUGAUAAAUGUAAUAUUAUUUAAAUGCAGACAGUAAAAAAUUUUGAUUUAAAGUGGAGUCUGCAUUUGGGGGGGUGUGUUAUUUUCUGUGUAUUUAGUUAAUCCAAUUUGAUACUCGGACUUUCUUUACAGGGGCA